Messenger RNA from Lactuca virosa, 600 nucleotides. The record is from the annotation of a GenBank genome assembly. NCBI's taxonomy places the organism in Eukaryota, Viridiplantae, Streptophyta, Magnoliopsida, Asterales, Asteraceae.
GUGCAAAAGUAGAAAAACAAGAAGUGAGUAGUACUCAAACACAAAUUUAUCAAAGAAAUAAAAUGAGCAUUCCUUUUGUAGAGGCCUUGGCAACGUGAAAAAGUUAGGGAUCCGCCAUUGUCGUAGUAAGAGUGCUCCAUCCGGAUGGUGCUUACAAAUUUCGAUGGAACUGGAAUUGGAUUCGGUUUUGGAGUCGGCUGUGGUUUCGGCGUUGGAUGGGGUUUCGGAGGUAUGCCUUUGAAUUUCCUAGGUCUUGGUGCAGGUGGAGGCUGUGGAGUUGGGGUGGGCCUUGGAUGGGGGUUUGGAACAGGAGUUGGUAGUAAGUACCGAUCUUCAAGAGUUGUUUUUCAGGGAGUUGAUUUCAAUAAGAAAAGUGAAACCGAAGGUACUACACAGUCAUCUUGAUUCUUGACACCUUGGUACUUGUAGAAGAAAUUUCAGUUUGUGAAUUGACACCUCAAUCAUGUGUCACCUUGUAUCCCAUUUGUAAGAGUAAAUGAAUACAACAUUUCUACACUCUAACAUCCAAUUGAUGUCGCCUAUUAUGCUCUGUGGCUCCUUUUUAGAUCGAAUGUAAUACAAGUAAAGCUGCAAUCAAAC